Spizellomyces punctatus DAOM BR117 is the source of this 1464-nucleotide messenger RNA. RefSeq lists its product as uncharacterized. The transcript has 4 exons. Lineage: Eukaryota; Fungi; Chytridiomycota; Chytridiomycetes; Spizellomycetales; Spizellomycetaceae. The coding region runs from base 1 to 1320 and encodes 439 amino acids. Gene Ontology annotation, cellular component: cytoplasm. Gene Ontology annotation, molecular function: ubiquitin protein ligase activity. Gene Ontology annotation, biological process: protein ubiquitination. The record is from RefSeq and is a predicted model, not a curated record.
AUGGGCACCAUUUUCUCCCGCUCCACUCCAAAUCUUCUCCCACAGUCCAGAGCCCAAUCCACCUCCAAUCCAACAUCAAAAUCAAGGGAUGCAGACGUCAACCUCGACUUUGGGCCGGCAUUUGUGGGACCGCUUGGCAAAGGCCUGGCGGGUGGAUGGGGCGCCGAAGAUGAGGAGGAAAGCAGUGAGGUUCAGCAGAAUCAGAUAGAUAGUAUGCUGGGGUGGAAGGCAAAAAUUGGGCAGAGUUUUGGGGAUACGGACGCGGGGAGGGUAAAGUGCUUGUAUGACCAGACCCCGCAAAAACCCACCACAACACUUCAAUCCCAUUUCCAUCUCCGCAGGAACACGCUCAAACUCGUUCGAACAUCUUCCAACACUGCAACACUCUCCUUCCAACUUGACACAACCGUUCCCUGCGUCAUCCGAAUAAAUGUUCCCGCCCAUUCACCGUACUCUUGUAUACCCAAUAGAGAUACACAUGUGAAACCAGGCUUAGAUCAGAGUCUGUCGAUCCAGUUUGGGAUGCCUGCAGAGAGUGGGGAAGAUGUGACCAUGGUUCUUGUUGUGGAGAAUGACGCAGAUUCUGAAGAUGACCGGCAGACUCAGAUAACUUUCUUGACUGUUAUGCAUCAGAAAGAGAGAAGGGAGGAGGAGGAAGGGGAGGAGGAGGGCGGAGGCGUGGCUGAAGUUAGGGUCAUUCGCCAGGACGUUGUGAUAAACUCCAUAACAUAUACCCUUCAAGAAAUAUAUGGUCUCUCCUCCAUUUCUCAGUCUGCGCCGCAGGAUGCAAGUUCGAUGGACUGCGUUAUUUGUCUUUCCGAGCCCAAGGAUGUUGUCGUCGUGCCAUGUCGGCAUUUCUGUCUAUGUAUUGGAUGUGCGGAGGCGGUUAGAAUGCAGGGGCGAAGUAGUGAUAGAGGUGUUGGAGUACCGAGGUGCCCCAUUUGUAGAACGAUCGUGCAAUCCCUCCUCCGCAUCAAACUACCAGAAAUAUACCGACCCAAUACCGCAAUGUCUCAAACCCUCUCUCGCUCCCGUUCUCGUCCUAGUACCGCCCGGCCUACAAUCCAACCUUCCAGUCCGCCACUGCCAGCAGCACCUCUCGCAUCCGUUACAGCACCACCGUUGGAGCCAACGGCGCUCACCUCACCCCCACCAUUAGAUGCCUCUCAAUCCGAUCUCCAACAUAUACAAGAAUUACCACGUCGAAAAAGUGAUAUAGAUGUGCAUAUUAUCCCGGGCGCUGUGCCUAUUGAGGAAGACUUGGACGAUAUUGAAAUGGGGGUUAUGAAUACAGAGAAGGGUUGGCGAGAUUGUACUUGAUUAUGUGUGGCCUAACAUGAGUUGCAACAACUCUUGCAGUCCUAGACAUUUGGCUACCAAUUUUUUUUUCUCGCGGAGAAUCCAAUGCCAAUUGAGGCUGUCAAAAUACGCAGUGCAUUGGGACAAGAAUGGCGUUAAGCAGAG